GAACACCCGUGUUCCUGAGUGUUGCUGAGAAGCUCGGUGCGCCUGGGCUCUCGUUGCUGCUGUUUGAUGCCUGCGUAGUUCAUCCCAGUUCAUCCCUACAUGCAGCAUCUCGUGGGUUUCCUCGCGGCUGCUGGUGCCUGUGCUUUGUUGGGCGCCUGGUGGCUUUGGACGGAGGUGCCUCAUGCAGACUAUGUUUUGUUGUCGGAGGAUGAGCGCCUGGCCCGCUUCAACGAACGUUGCUUUGCAGAGGUCACAGUCGGCUUUCCCGAAGAAGAGGAGGAGAUGCCCUCCGAGUGGGCCAUGCACAGCGCAGUGGUUGCUUUGCUUCACGGAGAAGUGAGCCCUGCGGAGCGGUGGCUGGAUGACCCACAUCCACCUGCCAGCUGGGACUGUCGCCCAGCUGAUCUACCACGACACUGGCGGAUCAAUCAGCGAAUGCAUUUCCAAGCCGUGGCCGCAGAUGGCACGUUGCUUGAGAGGUCCUUCGACCCCGACUUGGAUCCCUCCGCGCACGAUGACGAGGAGCCAUGGGCACAGCACAGUUGCGCGGCUCAGCAGCUGACGUCGGAAGGCUUCAAGCAGGCAGUGCUGAAUGGCCGGCACUUGGCAGCCCGCUAUGAGCAGGUCUUGAGCUCUGCAAGCCUCGAGGUCUUGAGCGUGGACAGCAAGCCAUCGCGCACCGCGGUGGUGGGUACCUUGUUGCCCUUACUGCCAGACGUGGAAGGGACAGUCUCCAUCCACAUGGUCCCAAUGGCCCCAGAAUUGGCUUCAGUGACAGCCACAGAUGAUUUGCUGGCCAGGUGGUGUCAUGUGGGCACCCUCCCUUGCACUCGUGAUGCUUGCAUGACCCCGGCGGCUGCCACUGAAGCCAUCCAACGAGCAGACUCAGAGAUUUGCAAAGACUCCGGCGAGUCUUUGGGAUGGUUACAGCUGGCCAGGAAGAAUAGGCACUUUGCGCUCGUGAGCCUGGAUGUGGUCCGGCUCACGCGACUGAUGGCACGCCUGGGCCUCACCUGCCGAGAAGUGACCCGAGAGACUCCGCUGCAGCGUCCAGCCCGUGGCUCCAUGCUGCAGAUGGAGCGCUGGGCCAGGCAUGAAGAGGUCCGCUGGCGAAUCCUUUGGAAUGGCCUGGACGUGAGCGUGCUGGUGUGCGGGGAUGUUGGAGAUCCGUCCAGUCCAAGGGGAUGUGAGGAAUCGUUGAUUCUGCGGAUGCUCGAUGCCAAUCGGACAGGCGCUUGGGGAGCUGUGCGAGGAGCUGAUCCGAGCGGCGGAUCCCCGCCACGAGGAACAGUCACUGAACCUGAAGGCACAGGGCAAGGACACCAAGGACAGGGCGAUUCGAGGGAUGAUCUGGAUCCAACUGGCGCAACGGAGGAGGUCUCCUACCAACGCCGCGGGGACCGUGAACGUGCACGGGCAGCAGAGUAUUUGAGGGAGCAAGCUGUCGAGGAGGAACGCCAGCGUGAGGUGGAGCGAACCCGCGAGCGCGAAGCCCUCGAGUUCAAGCGCUGGCCAAGUGUGUCCGCAAAGGAGGUCGUGGUGCCAGCGCAAGAGAAGGCGGCCUCAGAUUCAGAGGAUGAAGAGGACGAGGUCUCACGUGCCCACCGCGAAAGCACCCAACGACGCCUUCGUGAGCUGGGCCAGCCUGCCACCUUCUUUGCCGAGACGGAUGCUGAACGCUGGGACAGGCUGCAGAGAUGCGAACUGAAUCGUGACCAGGAUGUCUUGGCGGAUGGCUCCACAAACGUCAUGCAAAUUCUGGACCGACGCCAGCAGCGUGAGCGAGAGGCUGCUGGUGGCAUCCGUGGUACUGACAUUGUGGAUGCCGAGGACGCCGAAUUCGCCGCGCUGGAAGGGACCGUCUCGCGCCACGAGCCCAUCGAACAGGAUAGCGCAUCUGAAGAAGAAGGAGGCCCACGGCUGGCCGCAGUGCUUGGGAAGGACACGGAGCGUGACAAAGAGGCAGAGGAGGCCCAGAAGAAGUUGGAUGAAGCCUCACAUGAGGUGACAUCGUGGAUCCGUAGCAUGUCCUCCUGCUCAGACCUUCAGCGGUCGUGCAACUCGGGAUCGUGUGCGACCUUCGGCGAGUCCGCGUGGUGGAAGCUUUUGGGUCGAUGCAGGUUGCCGCUUUUGGCGGCCUCAGUUCAUCUCAGUUCACAACAAGAAUCGGGUGGUCUUGGCAGAGCAUACGGAGGGCCCUUGGGGCUGUCCGCGAAAAAGACAGGUGGGAUCUGAAGGGCUACAGAUUACAGAUUUGUCCUCUCAUCAGGUCUUUUGCCGCCACGUUUCGGAGAAAAACACACCAUCCCCAGCUGGACACAACUUGUUGGAAUCACUCCUACAGUCCUACAGGGUACAGUAUCAACUCAUUUUCCUCAAGCUUGAAUGAGUGUGGCUGAGAUGUCUAGUUCAGUGGCUGAAGUUAUCCUGGCGGCAGGACAAUGAGGCUUCGAGGCCAUUAUACAUUGCACUUUGAACUCGAAAGGAAGGCAGACAACAACCCUGCUGCGGCCCACGUCCAAUUACAAAGGAACAUGCACUUACCAGACCCAACAUGUUGCAAGAUGAUUUCCUGUACCAGGGGUGGCCCAGGAUUGAUUUAUGUAACAAUUUAUAUACUGUACUGUAUGUAUACAUAUUGAGUUUCCAGGCUACCGCCUGCAGCUGCUGACCCGGGACCACGUGCAGGGAAGAACAGCAGCGGUUGGAAUUGUGUAUGCGGCCAUGUGUAGUGUGAGUAGUGUGAGCCAAGAAUGACGGCAAGGGCGGCGAUGGGAAGCUGGGAAAGGCCGGCUCCGGGACGCGCAAUGCAGGCCCACAAGACAAUGCAUAAGGCCCUGCGGCGGUGUGCAGCUGACCUUUGAAUCGCGAGCUCAGAAGCAAUGUGGUGCAACAACAGGAAUGCAGCAGGGUACCAGAAAUAUGGGACUCAAUAAGGCCUCGUGACUCGUGUUGAGCAAUGGCAGUGGCACCUUUUCUGUGCAGCCGUUGUAGUCACUAUAGUGUUGAACUGAGCAGCUGCUGCAGGUGUUUUUUGGCUGCUAAGCUAUGUUUGGGGAUCAGAGAGGGCACGUCAAGUGUCUUGGUAGUGUAAGUUCUGUUGUGACACCUGUUUGAGUAACGUUGGAGCUGUAAGCAAGGUUGAAGGGGCAAAGAGAAAAAGACUCUGUCCGUGGGGAGAAGUGCAAGGCUUUGCCCAUGGGGACGCGUGAAGUAUAUGUACAGAAGAAAUGCUAGAGCAGCGGCGACGUACCCGCAGGAAGAGGGCUGUGCCCAUAUAAAGACUGCUGGCCGCAAUAGCCUCUCACACGUGGGGCAGGAGGUUCUUAACAUCUGCCAAUUUGCGCCUGACUCACAUUGCAGACCCUUCUCGGUUGUGCAACUUCAGCAAGCCCUACAUAGACGUGAGGGAAUACUUUAAAAAGACAAACAAAAACCCAGAGUCCC
Durusdinium trenchii is the source of this 3447-nucleotide messenger RNA. Lineage: Eukaryota; Dinophyceae; Suessiales; Symbiodiniaceae. The record is from the annotation of a GenBank genome assembly.